GGGGGACUCUCUCUGCGUUGCAGUUAGCAGUAUCCAAACCACAGUGAGAGCUGGAGCGCGCGGACCCGUUGCUUUGCCUCUGACCGUGGUACCCCCGUCGUUUCCCUUGCUCUCCUACCCCUCCUCUUCUGCUUUCCUUCCCUUGAGAGCUUCUUUUCCCCCCGCGAAAUAUCCUUUCUCACUCUCAAUUUUAAUAGAUCUCGGAGAAAGAUAGAAGUGACGCAUCCUUGAUCUCCUCCACAGUGGUCGUUCUCGCGCGCGCUCUUUUUUUCUCUGGAACUGGAUUUUUGAAACGACGUGGACGCGUGGAUGAUACACCGGGGCGAGAACUGGAGAUGGAGUUGCUCGUGAUCAGCCUCUCCUUAUGGAUCCUGCAGUGCCGCUCAGCUCGCGCGGACUCCAUUAUUCACAUCGGAGCUAUUUUUGAACAAAACGCCGUACGGGACGACGAGGUUUUUCAGCUUGCCAUUUCAGACCUGAGUUUGAAUGACGACAUCCUCCAGAGCGAGAGGAUUACCCAUUCUAUCAAACUUAUCGAGCCCAACAACCCCUUCCAGGCAGUACAGGAAGCCUGUGAGCUCAUGAAUCAGGGGAUACUGGCAUUGGUGUCAUCGACGGGAUGUGCUGCAGCCAACGCGCUACAAUCUCUGACGGACGCCAUGCACAUUCCUCACCUGUUCAUUCAGAGGAACGGAGACGGCACACCCCGCGCUGAGUGCCAGCUCAAUCCCAGCCCCGACGGAGAGCGCUACACGCUGGCCGCACGCCCUCCUGUGCGUCUAAAUGAUGUCAUGAUCACGCUUGUCUCUGAACUGCGCUGGCACAAGUUCAUUGUUUUCUAUGACAGCGAGUACGAUGUGCGGGGGAUGCGUGGAUUCCUGGACCAGGCGUCUCGGAUGGGUUUGGAUGUGUCUCUACAGCAGGUUGACCGGAAUGUGACAAAGGUCUUUUCUACCCUGUUCAGCACGAUGAGGAUGGAGGAGCUGAACCGUUACCGGGACACGCUCAGACGGGCCAUCCUGCUGCUCAGCCCUCGCACUGCCCAGGUCUUCAUACACCAGGCAGUGGAAACGAAUCUAGCAUCCAAAGAUAGUCACUGGGUGUACGCCAAUGAGGAGGUUAGUGACACAGAGAUCAUGGAGCUUGUCCACAGCGCUCUGGGCCGGAUGACAGUGAUCCGGCAGAUCUUCCCCCUGUGGAGGGACUCCAACAUCCGCUGCAUGAGGAACAAUCAUCGGAUCUCCUCGUUGCUUUGCGACCCACAGGAAGGGUACCUGCAGUCUCUAGAGGUGUCUAGUCUGUACCUGUAUGACAGUGUGCUGAUGUUGGCCAAUGCCUUCUACCGGAAGUUAGAGGACAGGAAGUGGCAUAGCAUGGCCAGUCUGAACUGCAUGAGGAAGUCAACCAAGCCUUGGAACGGAGGCUGGUCCAUGCUGGACACCAUCCAAAAGGGACGGAUUUCUGGGCUCACUGGUUUAAUGGACUUCCGAAGCAAUGGAGCGAACUCUCAUGUCCAGUUUGAGGUCCUGGGGACCAGUUACAGUGAGACGUUUGGAAAAGAUGUAAAGCGGCUGGCGACGUGGGACUCUGACCGUGGGCUGAACGGCAGUCUGAGGGAGAACCGGGCCGAGCAUGGCAUGCAGGGAGUUACUCUGAAAGUGGUGACCUUACUGGAGGAGCCCUUCAUAAUGGUGGCAGAAAACAUUCUAGGUCAGCCCAAAAGAUAUAAGGGAUUUUCCAUAGAUGUUCUGGACGCCCUGGCCAAAAUUCUGGGCUUUAAGUAUGAAAUGUAUCAGGUGGCUGAUGGGAAAUAUGGAUCUCCUCAGGCCAACGGGUCUUGGAACGGAAUGAUUGGAGAGCUAAUUGGAAAGAGGGCAGAUGUGGCUAUUUCAGCCAUCACCAUCACUCCGGAACGAGAGAACGUGGUGGACUUCAGUAAACGCUAUCUGGAUUAUUCUGUGGGAAUCCUGAUGACUAAAACAGAAGAGAGACUCAAUAUCUUCUCCUUGCUGGCACCGUUUGACCUGGCAGUGUGGGCCUGCAUUGCUGCUGCCAUUCCUGUGGUGGGUGUCAUGGUCUUUCUGCUCCGACGCGUCCAGUCUGUCCGCUCCCAGAAUCCUCCUGGGCCCCACCAGCCUGCUUCUGUCACGACGUCCUUCCAAAGUGCCAUCUGGAUCGUCUACGGAGCCUUUGUACAGCAAGGUGGUGAAUCCCUCAUGAGUUCAUUGGCUCUCAGGAUUGCAAUGGGAAGCUGGUGGCUAUUCACCCUUAUUGUCUGUUCAUCUUACACAGCCAACCUGGCAGCCUACCUCACCGUGUCCCGCAUGGAUAACGCUAUUCGAACAUUUCAAGACCUUUCCAAGCAGACAGAACUGAGCUACGGAACGGUGAGAGAGUCUGCUGUGUUCGAGUAUUUCAGGGUGAAGGGCACGAACCCCCUGGAGCAAGACAGCACUUUCUCCGAGCUGUGGAGAACUAUCAAUAAAAAUCAGGGACAGGACAACUCUGUGAUCUCUCCUGCUGAAGGCAUCCGCAAGGUGAAGCGGGAUCCAUACGCCUUCCUGUGGGACUUGGCAGUGUUAGAGUAUGCAGCUCUGACAGAUGACGAUUGUACGCUGGUGGUCACAGGAAACAGCAUGAGCAGCAAAGGAUAUGGCCUGGCUCUGCAGCACGGCAGCCCCUACAGAGAUCUCUUCUCGCAGAAGAUCCUUGACCUGCAGGAGAAAGGAGACCUUGACAUUCUAAAGCAGAAGUGGUGGCCUCGGAAAGGUCGCUGCGACCUGGACAAGCACGUGGAGCCUCAGCCGGAGGGCCGUGCCCUGAGACUGCACAGCUUCGCUGGGGUCUUCUGCAUCCUAGCAGCGGGGCUGCUGCUGGCCUGCCUGGUGGCCGCUCUAGAGUCUUGGUGGAACGGGCCACGCUGCCAACGGGCACAGCCCAAAGAGGACACUAAGGGCUGCACUCUGGAGAUGGCAUCUGGCUCAUUGGCAUAUAAUGAAAUUGCAACUGCUGCAGGAUGCGCACGGGACGUUUGGCCAGAGAGAGAAAGAGACUGGGAAGACACGCAGGCUUUUUACACAGGACAAAGAGAUGGAUCUGGAGCAGGUUCACCAGCGUUUGAGUGGGCUGAUGGAGGACGAUCUGGUGCACAAGCAGCUGCCAGGUCAGUCUCUGGAGAUCUCUGCCCUGGACAUGGGCAGCAUGCGUCCACAGCAGAGCUCCCAGGAAGCCAUGAGAGAUUUCCCCCGUGGGGGCCUGUCCGUGACUUCGUUCCUCCAAGAGGGUCCUGGGGUCGGCCGCGUGCCCGGACGGAGCCUCCCCCUCCCUCUCAGCAGUUCCACUCUGCCGCCCUCCAUGCGCUGCAAACACCGGGCGCCCAACGGAGGCCUUUUCCGCCAGAGCCCCGUAAAGACACCUAUGCCCAUCUCUUACCAGGCAGUGCCCGGGGGACCCAUCCCAGAAGCCAUUGAUCCAAGCCAUGGGACCUCUAUUUGAACCAACCUGUCAGAGCGUUCUAAAGACUGCCAACCAGCCAAUCACAAAAACUGAGUUUGAACCAGGUCUGGUUGCAUUUAUAUAAUUACAUACAUACAUACAGAUAUGGAGAUCUCUUUUUUUCAGUACAGAUACUUAUGACUGUGAGACGCUGAAUUUCCUUGCCUGUACAUAUUUGUAUAUAAUGAGAGACAGCAGUGAAGUCAAAGUGUAUUUUGAAUAUUCAUGAUUUUUUUGAAGUUGAGUUUAAAAGACGUAAUUACAUAACAUACAGACUGUUUGAAUGGCUUUGUAAAUUUUGUUCUAAAAUAAAAUUGAGAAUUCCUUGUG
This is a messenger RNA of Rhinichthys klamathensis goyatoka, 3825 nucleotides long. It is a transcript of the gene grid1a, whose product is annotated as glutamate receptor, ionotropic, delta 1a. Gene Ontology annotation, cellular component: plasma membrane; postsynaptic membrane. The record is from RefSeq and is a predicted model, not a curated record. Gene Ontology annotation, molecular function: transmitter-gated monoatomic ion channel activity involved in regulation of postsynaptic membrane potential; glutamate-gated receptor activity. Gene Ontology annotation, biological process: monoatomic ion transport; modulation of chemical synaptic transmission; synaptic transmission, glutamatergic. The transcript is spliced from 17 exons. Bases 336 to 3470 code for a protein of 1044 amino acids. Lineage: Eukaryota; Metazoa; Chordata; Actinopteri; Cypriniformes; Leuciscidae.